CAAUUGAAUGUACAUUGAACUUUCUUAACAGAUUUGACUUUAGUUAUAAAUAACGAAAUUUAAAGCAUUUUCUUUUAUUCCUUAAUAGGUGAACUGAAGUAUAUGGAACUGCCAUAUUUGUAGAAUUAAUUAAUGCGUACACAAUAUGUGACUCAAAGCCCUAGGCGAGUGUAUGAUCAGACUAGAAUAAACCCUUCCUCAAAACCCCUACGCAUGUAAGCCAAUCUUUGGAGGAUCAAUAAUCUUGUAUGACCAUGGCCUUGACAUUUGACCUUUGAUCAUCAUGAAGUCGUUUUGUGAACUUUCAUAUACACUCUUAUUUCUUUGUGGGUGUUUGUUUAUGUCAGUGGAUUGCCAAAAGAAAAACAAAGGAACCUCCUCGCCUCUGGUGUUAGAAAAGCUACAGAACGCUACGGUGAUGGAGGGGGAGAGGGUGGUGCUCAGAUGCCGCGCCCUGAACGACCCAAAUGCCACCAGCCGUUGGAUCAAACAUAACUCGGGCUCGGCCAACGUUAUCAAAUAUAGUGGUACAGAACUAGUAAUCAAAAAUGCUACAGUCGCAGACACUGGCAUAUACAUAUGUAUGGUGCGCAACCACAUCUGGUUAAAAUUGGUGGACGUCUGGGUGACGGUCAAACAGACUACCACUUCAUCAACCACCACCGAAUCACUGACUACCAUCAUCACUUUUAACACUACCACCACCGGAUUGCAGAUAUGUAUGUGUGUUGUAUAUGUUAUAUAUAAUUUACUGUGA
Messenger RNA from Magallana angulata, 757 nucleotides. RefSeq names its product fibroblast growth factor receptor 1-like. Gene Ontology annotation, cellular component: axon; plasma membrane. The record is from RefSeq and is a predicted model, not a curated record. Gene Ontology annotation, biological process: axon guidance; dendrite self-avoidance; homophilic cell-cell adhesion. NCBI's taxonomy places the organism in Eukaryota, Metazoa, Mollusca, Bivalvia, Ostreida, Ostreidae. The coding region runs from base 284 to 757 and encodes 157 amino acids. Gene Ontology annotation, molecular function: cell-cell adhesion mediator activity. The transcript is spliced from 3 exons.